Phytophthora infestans T30-4 is the source of this 1080-nucleotide messenger RNA. Its product is annotated as ATP-binding Cassette (ABC) Superfamily. Lineage: Eukaryota; Oomycota; Peronosporomycetes; Peronosporales; Peronosporaceae. Gene Ontology annotation, biological process: transmembrane transport. Gene Ontology annotation, molecular function: ABC-type transporter activity; ATP binding. The coding region runs from base 1 to 1080 and encodes 359 amino acids. The transcript has a single exon. Gene Ontology annotation, cellular component: membrane. The record is from RefSeq and is a predicted model, not a curated record.
AUGUUGGAGUGUAUUGGUGCCGGUGUGGGUAACACGGCUGCACACAUUACGGAUUUCGUGAACUACUUCAGGAACAGUGUGCUUAACCGUACGCUGAUGGCGAACAUGGCCAAGGAAGGCAUUUCUGUGCCGUCACCGGAUCUGCCUGAGAUGAUUUACACGGAGAAGCGUGCAGCCGAUUCCAAGACGCAGAUGAAGUUUGUGGUGUGGCGUUUUAUUCAAAUGUACUGGCGUACGCCCAGCUACAGCUUGACACGCAUGUACUUGGCGUUAGUCCUUGCCAUGAUGUUCGGUCUUAUCUUCGUGGACGUGGACUACGCUUCGUACUCUGGUCUCAACUCGGGUGUUGGCAUGGUGUUCGUGGCUGCACUGUUCCAGGCCAUGAUGACGUUUCAAAGUGUUCUCCCGUUGGCCUGUUCCGAGCGUGCUUCAUACUACCGCGAGCGCGCGGCUCAGACUUACAACGCGCUGUGGUAUUUCGUUGGAUCGACGCUAGCUGAGAUCCCGUACUGCUUCAUCAGUGGAGCUCUCUUUACGGUCGUCUACUACCCUUUUGUUGGCUUUACGGGCUUUGGAACCGGUGUGCUCUUCUGGCUGGCUAUUUCGCGUAUGGUGUUGAUGCAAGUUUACAUGGGUAUGAUGUUCGCCUACGCGAUGCCUUCGGAGGAAGUGGCCGCUAUCAUCGGAUUGUUAUUUAAUGCAAUUUGUAUGAUGUUUAUGGGCUUUAGCCCUCCGGCGUACUCCAUUCCGUCGGGCUACACGUGGCUCUACAAGAUCUCACCACUGAGAUUUCCACUAUCGAUCAUGGAGGCUCUGGUUUUCGCCGAUUGCGAUGAAUUGCCUACCUGGAACAACGCUACGCAGUCGUACGAGAACGUUGGCUCCCAAUUAGGCUGCCAACCGAUGGCGGACUCGCCUGCGACGGUCGGCCACAUCACGAUCAAGGAGUACACGGAGCAAUACUUUGGCUUCGAGCACGACGACAUCACGCGCUAUUUCUUCGUGGUCAUCGGGUGCAUCAUUCUGUUCCGAAUCCUCGGUCUCAUUGCGCAGCGCUACGUCAACCACCAGAAGCGGUAA